AUGCUUGAUUUAGCUCACGAAGGGCAUCCUGGUCAAACAUUGAUGAAACGCCGACUGCGUGAACGAUGCUGGUGGCCAGGUUUAGAUAAAUCUGCUGUUGAGAUGUGUGAAAAAUGUGAAGGUUGUAGACUCGUUCAAAUACCGGAUCCACCGGAACCUAUGAUCCGUCGUCCGCUUCCAGAUAGGCCAUGGAUAGAUGUGGCCAUGGAUUUUUUGGGACCCAUGCCAACGGGUGAAUAUGUCUUAGUCAUUAUCGACUACUUUAGUCGUUACCUUGAACUGGAAAUAAUGAGUAAAAUAACAGCUCAAGAAACUAUUAAAAGAUUAAAGCGUAUAUUUCGGGUUUGGGGUCCUCCACGAACAAUCACCCUGGACAAUGCUAAACAGUUCGUAUCGAGUGAAUUUGAGGAGUUUUGUGACUCUCAAGGUGUACAUCUGAAUCACACUUCACCGUAUUGGCCACAAGCCAACGGAGAAGUUGAGCGCCAGAAUCGGUCUUUGCUUAAACGAAUGAAGAUUGCAAAUGCUCUUUAUAACGAUUGGAAAGCUGAACUCAAUAAUUAUUUAGAUCUAUAUAACAAUACGCCACACACAAUCACUGGAAAAGCUCCCAGCGAACUCCUACAGAACAGGAAAUUGAGAUCAAAACUACCACAGCUUGAUGACCUCGAUACUAUUCCUCCAAGUGCAGACUUCCGAGACAAGGAUCAGGAGAUGAAAUGUCUUGGAAAACAACGGGAAGAUGCUAAGCGCAGAGCACGAGUAAGCGUGUUAGCACCAGGAGACACAGUUUUAAUGAAAAACCGUUGCCCGAAAGAUAAACUAGCCACGAACUUUCUUAAAGAGAGGUUUACCAUUACAAAAAGACAAGGGUCAAAUGUAACGGUAAAAUCUAACGAAACCGGAAGAACCUACGACCGCAACACAUCCCAUUUGAAACGAAUCAAUGAGUCGCCAUCACCUGAUCAUCAAACUGUAGACUGUGAACUCCCCGUAGCAAACCCUACACCAGGCCUUUCAUCGAUGGAUUGUAGUGAUGAUCAGCAGAGAUUGCCGACACCAACACCGGACGAGCCGGAAACAGAUCAGGAUAUUUUUCAAAAGUCUCCGCCAGUUCUUAGACGUUCCUCUCGCGUAUCGAAACCACGUUACUGUUAUAGUCCGUAG
Messenger RNA from Uranotaenia lowii, 1167 nucleotides. RefSeq lists its product as uncharacterized. The coding region runs from base 1 to 1167 and encodes 388 amino acids. Gene Ontology annotation, molecular function: nucleic acid binding. Gene Ontology annotation, biological process: DNA integration. The record is from RefSeq and is a predicted model, not a curated record. NCBI's taxonomy places the organism in Eukaryota, Metazoa, Arthropoda, Insecta, Diptera, Culicidae. The transcript has a single exon.